Lineus longissimus is the source of this 588-nucleotide messenger RNA. RefSeq names its product dynein light chain Tctex-type protein 2B-like. The record is from RefSeq and is a predicted model, not a curated record. Gene Ontology annotation, biological process: microtubule-based movement. Lineage: Eukaryota; Metazoa; Nemertea; Pilidiophora; Heteronemertea; Lineidae. Gene Ontology annotation, cellular component: cytoplasm; cytoplasmic dynein complex. Gene Ontology annotation, molecular function: dynein intermediate chain binding. The transcript has a single exon. The coding region runs from base 1 to 588 and encodes 195 amino acids.
AUGUCUGACCGAUUGACAGAGGAAAAUGUUGGUGCCCAUCAGCAGCAACGGAAAGGUUCAACCUCCACGCACAGUCGGACGGACUUCCCCGUCCAUCUGGGGCCAACAACUCUCAGGCGCACCUCGAGGGCGCCAGCAGGGCCCCAGUCGAGCCGACGCGGGCGGGCACAGAGCUACAGCACUAUUUCAGGACAGCAAGAGCCCCAAUUUCAUCAUUCCCCUGUGGUGAAAAUGGAACCGAGCUACCAGAUGGUACCCGAUGAUAAACAUAAAUUCAGUGCAGGAAAAGUUGAGAAGUUUAUGCAGCCGCUUUUGGAGAGUUACUUGGAUGGACGGACUUAUGAAUCUAAGGAAUGCGCGCAGUUGUCUAAAGGAAUAACGGAGGCUAUGAAAACUCGUGUCAAAGAUAUGGACUUCCGCCGGUAUAAGUUCAUUGUGAAUGUUACUAUUGGCCAGAAUAGACGCCAAGGCUUCCAGUUUGCCAGUCGAGAGGUCUGGAACCCCGAAACAGACAAUUACGCAACGGUUUUCUACCAAAACAGUUCAUUGUUUGCAGUUGCAACGAUAUUUGCUACGUAUUACGAAUGA